Molecule: messenger RNA, 4613 nt
Organism: Centruroides sculpturatus (bark scorpion)
Lineage: Eukaryota; Metazoa; Arthropoda; Arachnida; Scorpiones; Buthidae
Exons: 7
Coding region: 312-4430 (1372 amino acids)
Source: RefSeq, a predicted model, not a curated record
UGUUCCCACACACGGUUCUACUUGCGAAGGUGGAUGUAUUUUCAGGUGGACGGAAGGUAGUAGCCGUUAGUAUAUUUCGUUAUAUUUUAUACUGUUUUGUGGACUUUGAUUACAAGCCUCGAUCCAGGCUAAAACCAGACUCUAGUUGUUCCAGGGCAAACCAAACGAGCUGCUCACCUGACAGGACUCGACAUUUAAAAUGCUGGCUGCAGUUUCUUAAAGCGGUUAAGGCUUAGAUUCUUUGUUUAAAAAAAAGGUUCCUUGGAACUUUCACCGCUUUCGGCUGUAUCUGCGUCUACAAUUCGAACAGAAUGUUGAACGCUCUGACGAAAGUGUUGGGAAAGAAGAGGAACUCCAAUGAACAUAAAGAGAAAGAAAGUUCAAAUUUAUGGCAAAAGGCUACGUCUCUGAGGCAGAGCUUUAGAAAGUCCAAAUCUAGUAACAAGGAAGCAAAGUCCAGUCGACUUCAUCGCCACUGGAGCUCUCAACGAAACCUUACGAGAGAAAGAAAGAGUUUCUCUUCUAAUCCUAUUGGCGAUGUAACGGGAGAUCAAUCUCGGACGUUCGGGCGCAAGCAGUCACGUUCGUAUACAGAUAGCGGUGACGCCAACGAAUGGGAAGUUGCAAAGAAGCUGUUCGAUAUGGCAGCUGUCAAAAAUGGAAGCCAAAGACACAAUAGAACUGCACGCAAACUCACAAAAGAUUCUGGUUACGAGACGAGCGCUCAGGGUGAUCAAGACUACGGUAGCAUCGAAUGGACGAGCCAGUCGAUCCUUGCUAACGAUAGGAAUCGUCAAUCACAAACGUUGGAUUCGCGAUAUACGGACGUCGGCAGAAGAGAUUCGUUAAAUAAAAGUAAUUGUGAUUCGAUAUCAAACUCGAAACGACUCAAUAAGUUUUCGAGCACAGAAUCCGUCUGCAAUUGGGGACAGGUAACUUGUGCCAAAUCAGCGCCUAUUCUUAAUAUUCCUACGGGAGAAUCUCCUCCACCUCCCUACACUCCUACCUCUUUGGGGAGUUCAUCCUCCAACGAAGAUAUGGUGACUAGGAGGUUUAAAAAAGGUUCAGUGUAUGGAACCUUAGCAUCUAAUAGUGGACUCGAUUUUUCACCCGUUCUACAUAAUCGUUCCUAUUGGGAAAAUCGCGAAAAUCCAAAACACGAAAGCAAUUCCGAGAGUAAGGACGUGUGUUGGGAAAAAGAAUCUGUCGAUAGUCAGUCUUCGACUUUAGUUAAAAAACCGAUCAAAAUUGAAGAAUCGAUACGAAAUCCACCAGAAAACUCGACAUCCAACACUACAAUUCAGGAAACUUGUCAGAAAGUAAAUGCAAAGCGUUCGAAUUCGAAUCACGAGAAGUAUCCUUCUUGGCCAGUCACCGAAUCUGGUAUCUUAGAUAUAACCAUCACAUCGACAUCCAGCCAGAGAUCUCAUUCUUGGACCGCACACACUGAAUAUCCAAAAGAAACUGUUAAAUAUUCCCGUCCACAAAAAUCGUACAAAAUAUUAACAAGUCAGUUGCAACCCGUUUUAGAACGGCCAGAUUUGAAUAAGAAGAGAAGUCAAGAGGGAUGCGAUCAAAUCAUGGACAUGAAAACGAAAAAUGAUCCUCCUAUCAAUAAAGCUAAGUCAUCAAUAUGCAUUCCGGACUGUAGAACGGAAAGGGAUUGUUCUAUACAUUCUCCACCAGAACGAGAUAUUUCCUCUUGUCCUUCAAAAGGAAAGGAGAAACUGGAUUUGCCAAUAACUUAUACAAACAAGUAUGAUGACUUUUUGAGACAUUAUACGCAGCAUCUACCAUCUCCUAGUGUCGGUAGUAGCAGCAGCGGCUAUGGUGGAUGGUCUAAGGAUAGUUGCACACCUUUUCUAGAUCGUCUGAGGUUAGAAGGUAAUGCAUUGCCUUCAGGAAGCGAUGUUCCCAGUGAGGCAUCCACUUGGAUAGGCAGCGCUGAAGAUAAUCUGAAAUGGCACGGUGGUUCUUAUAGUGAUCUAAGUACUUUUAGUGUCCAGAUGUCUAACCGUUCUUCACUUUUUGACAGUGGACAUUCCACUAUGCCAGACAGUGGACGUUUAUCACCUCAGUCAUCUUGUAGUGGUAGUAUUUUAUCGUCUAGGAUCGAAACUAGCCCUACGCGUGCCCAAGUGGUAUCGAGACACGGUUGCCAUCGAGAAAGUAUCGCUCAUAGUUCUAGAGUGCAACAACCUCAAAGGCAUGAUUCCGAAAGUGUGGUUUACUAUGGAUCACAGCAAGGAGUAAAACAAACGUCGAAAGAACAGAGACACGACAGUAAAAGACAAUCGUCCAAAGAAAAUGGUUAUAAACAUUUUAAUAAUAAAAUAGAAAAUAAUGAACUGCUGGAAGGUAAUAUCUUAAAGUUAAGAAAUUUUUGUAGCGAAUUAAAAAUUUAUUCCAGUUCUAAUUCUGAGCAGAAGCUAGCCAAUUCAAAAUCUCAGAAUAAAAUAUCUUACUUAGAUCCCGAAAAAAAGCAAUCACUGACUGAUCCCGAAUUGAAAGCCAUACAAAAGCAAGCAGUUUUAUCCUAUUUUCAAAGACAAACUGAAAAAAGUGGCGAGAAUAACGCUAGAGACGGAUGUCAAAGGAGGAAUUCUUUGCCACCUUCAAAGUGGAACGAACAAAGAAAAAUUUUACCAGAUAAAAGUGCGAAAUCUUCCAUACAAAUAGAUACAAUUAGAAAAUUACAAGAGCAUAAGGUUUUCGGCCAUUAUAGUAAAAGUGUUCCAAAUUUAUGUGAGUUAAGGAGACCCAGUGGAAGUACGGUAAUAUCAACUAGUCAAUCGUCUGUUCCUCAAUUGAAAAAACUUCAUUUGGAAGGAAAAGUGGCCUCUUUGGCUACGAUUUUCGAUUUAAAUUUGAACAAGAUCAUUCCAGGUGAAUGCAAAGAUUUACCAAAAGAUGGUAGCACCGAUUCUGGUGCUACUAGUUAUUUUCGUUCACAUAAGUCACCUCGUAAACUACAGUUGAAAGAAGUACAUCAAACUGAUGAAGCUGCAAAACUUAAAGUAUUUAAUUCAGAAGGAAUAACUUUAGCUGAAACUACAGAAACAAACAAAAAACAAGAAAAAAUAAUUCAUAAUGAACCACCUCAGGUACCACCAAGGCGAAUUCAAAAACAACCAGUUACUCCGAUAAUUAGACAACCUCCUACCAGACCGCCACCACCUCCACCACCUUCUGUUCCCUCUUCUCCUCAAUCAGAAUUGGAUGAUCAACAAAACUGUGAAGAAUCCGUAAAUAAUUUAUCAUUACAAAAUGGAAAUGUUCACUACACACGAUGUGCAAGUCCAGAUUUACCUCUUCCACCUCCACCAUCAACAGAUACUGAACUAUGUGUACCAGACGAACCACUACCUCCACCACCUGAUUUAAAUGAUGUUGAAAUAUUAGGACGUUCACUAGGACAAAAUAGUUUAGUUUAUCCAAAGAAUUCCUACAUGUCGUAUCGCAGUGAGAAAAAAAUUGGCAGACUAGGAUUUGAUGGUAAUUAUCGUCGUAUUUCUCCAACACCUUCUUUUUCUCAAGAGUCAAAUCAGCCUUUUCAAAAGGAUGAUUCAAAUUCAACAAUGUCCCCUGCUUCUUGGGAACAAUUACAUAAUAUUCGUCAACAUGGACCUACAGUCAUUUUCCAUUCUGAUUCAAUGCGUGAACAAUCUCAUUCACAGAGAAGAAAAAAUUCUACUACUAGUAUAGAAUCUCAAAAUAAUUCUGCUUCUAAUGUUCAAAAUACAAAUGAAGAAAAUUCUUUAACUGUUAGUGCCAAUAAUUCUGAUGUCAAUGAACAAGUGAGUGAUUCAGGUGAGAUUAAACAGGAUAUACUUAGUAAAACAAAAAAUAAUGGACCAAAUUGUAAAAUUGAAAAAAUUGAAUCUAAGAUUUCAAACAGUGAUUUGCCAGAUAAAUCAAAAGAAAAUUCUCAAUCUGAACAUCAAAAACAUUUGGUAGAAAAGCAAGUUAAGUUAGCUAGCAAUGAAAAUAGGGAUGAAAAGACUGAUUGUAACUUAGAUUCUAAUUCAAAUACAUUGGCAUCUCAAAGUGAAAAAAUUGAUUCAGAAAUUAAAACUAAUAUUCAGAAAAAUGAUGAAUCUACAUAUACUGUUCAAGUUCCUGUUUCUGUUGUGCCUCGUAUUAAUAGUGCUACGCAAACUACAGACACACCUAGUCUGAAACGUAAAGCAAAAACUAGAGAAGAACUGGAAUGUGAAAAGCUCUCUCUUGAUUUCAUUGAUCAUUGUCAUGACAGAGUUCUAAAGAACUUACUAGUCCCAGCACCAAAUCAGAAAACAAUGUCGGAUUAUUUGGAAGGACUGUUAGAUUUAGAACUUGAAGGAGGAGGACAACCAACACAAAGGAUUAUUCUUGAAAAAAAUGAAAAAUCAAAUACAGAAAAUUGUCAAAGGUUUGUAAUAAUUGGAUAAUUUUUUAUAACAUUUCAAAUGCUAUUUUGAUAUUGAGGUCAUUUUUAUUUUUGGUAUUAAAAGUUUUUCAAGUUCAGUUGACUCAUCUUCAGGUACAAUUUCCAAAGUUAAUUGAACCUAACUGACAUUCAAACAUUCCAUUGGAUAUUAGGAAAUUCUAAUAGCAUUUGAGAUGUUAUAAUG